CUGGGAGGGACUUGUUGGAAGGAAGGGCUGCAGUCUUACAGCAACAGAGUUUAGACCGUGUCUUUGCUUCAUCAUCUGAGGGGAAAAUUCCCAGGCAGAAGGCUUGCUGAGUACAAUAAAAAGGGAAUGAGAAGUAUUUAUCCGAACGUUUCUUCCUAAUGAUGCAGUGCGAAAGGUUUGACCGUUUGAUUUUACCAGAUGGUCCUGUGCCUAUUGCAAACGUGAGGAGCAGACAGAGCUAAAUAAGGUUCAUGAUUAAAAAGUGCCUUUGUGAAGUCACUUUUACUGGAAACGACUGUCCUACGCACCUCUGUGUUUGGGGAGCUUGGUCUCUGCCUACUCUGAACACCUUGUCCUGAUCUCAUGUGUGGCAGAGGAUAUCUCGACCGUCUGAAUUUGCCACUUGCUCGACUUCAAUAUUAAAAAGGUGAAAGGAAAAAAACAAAACUGCUAGGACAACUGACAGGGUUGUUUUCCAGUGUCACCAAUACAAGAAAGCAGCAUUGGAAGAAUUAACAUUCUCUCAAGGAGUCUGAUUGCCUUGGAGUCACUCUGUAAGAAACGGUGUCAAAGACAGACAAGAGACUCAGACAUUUUACAGCCAGAGAUGACACUGAGCAUGUUUUCAUUGCAGCCCACCUUCUCCAAGUGGGGUAUAUUGAUUGAUGAGUGACUGCUUGCUGAUAAAUUGUCUCUUCUCAUUCUGCUUUGUGUGUAUUGGACUCCAUUAAUCAAUUUGUUAGCUCUUCUAAGAGCUGGAUGUGGUUUGCUUCUCAACAGUAGAUUUGUUUUGUUUUAUUUUUUGGAGUUGGUGGACAUCAGAGUGACAUAAUUCACUUAAUAGCAACACCCAGAACCUAAACCUCUUUUUCAUCAUGGCUUUGAACGUUACUCCUGUGAGAGACACAAAAUGGCUGACACUGGAAGUGUGCAGACAGUUUCAGAGAGGAACUUGUUCACGGUCUGAUGAAGAAUGCAAAUUUGCGCAUCCCCCCAAAAGUUGCCAGGUUGAAAAUGGCCGUGUAAUUGCCUGCUUUGAUUCCCUAAAGGGUCGUUGCUCAAGGGAGAACUGCAAGUAUCUUCACCCACCGACACAUUUAAAAACCCAACUAGAAAUUAACGGGAGGAACAAUUUGAUCCAACAAAAAACUGCAGCAGCAAUGCUUGCCCAGCAGAUGCAAUUUAUGUUUCCAGGAACACCACUUCAUCCAGUUCCUACGUUUCCUGUAGGUCCAGCACUAGGAACAAAUGCAGCAAUUAGUUUUGCUCCUUACUUAACACCUGUAACCCCUGGAGUUGGGCUAGUCCCUACUGAAAUUCUACCCACCACACCUGUUAUUGUUCCUGGAAGUCCACCUGUUACAGUCCCUGGCUCAGCUGCUACUCAGAAACUCCUCAGGACAGAUAAACUUGAGGUGUGCAGAGAGUUUCAGAGAGGAAACUGUGCCCGAGGAGAGACUGAUUGCCGCUUUGCUCAUCCUUCAGACAGCACAAUGAUUGAUACAAAUGACAACACUGUAACCGUUUGUAUGGAUUACAUAAAAGGUCGUUGCAUGAGGGAGAAAUGCAAAUAUUUCCACCCUCCUGCACACUUGCAGGCCAAAAUCAAAGCUGCUCAGCACCAAGCCAACCAGGCUGCCGUCGCCGCUCAGGCAGCUGCUGCAGCAGCGACAGUGAUGACUCAGUCGACUGCCAAAGCAAUGAAGCGACCUCUCGAAGCAACUGUAGACCUGGCCUUUCCUCCCGGUGCUCUUCACCCUUUACCAAAGAGACAAGCACUUGAAAAAAGCAACGGUGCCAGCGCCGUCUUUAAUCCCAGCGUCUUGCACUGUCAGCAGGCACUAGCUCAUGCACAGUUGCAGCAACACACGGCAUUUAUUCCGACAGGGUCAGUUUUGUGCAUGGCACCCGCUACCAGUAUUGUACCCAUGAUGCACAGCGCUACGUCCGCCACUGUCUCUGCAGCAACAACUCCUGCAACAAGUGUCCCCUUCGCCACAACAGCCACAGCCAAUCAGAUAAUACUGAAAUAAUCAGCAGAAAUGGAAUGGAAUGCCAAGAAACCGCAUUGAGAAUAACAAAACAUUGUUACUGUACAUACUAUCCUGUUUCCUCCUCGAUAGAAUUGCCACAAACUGCAUGCUAAAUAAAAAUGUAGUUCUUCUGGACAGAUCACAAACUCUAAGAAGCUAGUGCUGCUAUAUCAUAUAUGAGUAUUAAAUAUGGUAUGCUUAGUAUAUUCCAACCUAAAAUAGUUAACUACCUGAUGCCAGCUGUGAUGUUUAAAGACAAAAAGGGUAAAGUUUACUUUCAAGUUCUCUAAACAUGGUUUUCUGUCCUAAGAAUAUUGUCUUAUCUCCAUAACUAUAGCUGAUGCAGAAAGCCCAACCAAUUUCUUCUUUUCAGGCUCAGAACAUUUCAAAUUUAGCAAUAAUCAGUUUGCAUUGGUUCCAACCUGUCCCAAGUGCAGGUUAAAUUCUCACUCGAAUUAUUGUUUCCUUUGCCCACUUAAUCAAAGGGUAAGUGUUCACUUCUCAAUGAGAUGAUGCUGCAGCAAAGAAAGAAGUGAAGUAAAACUAAGACCUGUCCUACAGGUCUCAAAUUCUAAUGGAAAAUCCAAGGACAAGCACAAGUUCUGGGGAUGCAUCAAAGCAUAGUAUUUGGCUUGCCUGGAGAUGCUGUGUUGAAUCAUAUGAUUCUAGAAUAAGAGAAAUAGAUUAAAAGAAACAAAAACUUUGCACGGUAUGAGCUUCAUACCCCCAACCAACAAAGUCUUGAAGGUAUUAUUUUACAAAUAUAUUUUUAAUGUUGUUUUAUAAGAGAGACUUUGCAGAAGUGCCUAAAUUUUGCCAGACUUCAUCCAGCUUGAAGGAAAGGAGGCCAAUGCCAACAACCUAAUCUAAGUGAUUAGUCUUUCAAACUCACCAUCCAGUUGCCUGUCACAGAAUAACACUUUGAAACUAAAGAUGUAUGUAGUAAAAUAAAGAAGCUGUAGGUGAGGAGAUCUGUAUAAUAUUCUAAUUUAAGUAAAUCUGAGGUUAGUCACUUAAAAUCUGACUGUGACUUUAAUCUAAAUUACUAUGUAAACAAACAACAAAAAAAAGUAGAUAGUUUCACUUUUAAAAACUCCAUUACUGUUUUACAUUUUAAAAGUUGAAUUAAAGGGUUGUAACUGACUACAGCAUGGAAAAAAAAUAGUUCUUUUAAUCUUUUCACCUUAAAGCAUAUUUUAUGUCUCAAAAAUAUAAAAAAAAACUUUAAUACAAGUACAUACAUAUUAUAUAUACACAUACAUAUAUACUAUAUAUGGAUGAAACAGAUUUUAAUGUUGUUUACUUUUUUAAAUACUUGGUUGAUCUUCAAGGUUAUAGCGAUAAAAUUAAAUUUUGUUUAGAAAGUUUGUUUUGAAGUUUAUUUUAAGCACUAUUGUACCAAAUAUUUCAUAUUUCACAUUUUAUAUGUUGCACACGUCCGAUACAAUACCUACAUAGUCUUUAAAUUAUUGUUUCAAAAACAAAACAGCUGUAAUAAAUGAAUAUGAUGUGUAAUUGUUUAAAACAUCCCUUUAUUUUGUGAGCAUAUUAGUGAUUGCAGUAUUUUGACUUAAACUUUUCAGACUGAAUGUAAAAUAUUUUAAUGUUGGCAUCACUGCCAAUUCUGAAAACUAGAGACACUAACUGUGUCAUGAUUUGUCUCAAAAAAGAUCUGCCAUUUUAACUCAUGUUGCUCAGAGUCUAAUUCCUAUCUAUUUAUAUUAAAUCAUAGAUUUGAUCACCCUAAGGAAAAAAAAUCACAAUCUAAGUGUAAUCUAACAUAGUGCUUGUACUGUUAUAUUUGUUUUAAUUUGUGGGAAAAUAUUGUAUCUAAACUUUUAUUACUUUGGUAGUUUUACCAUUAUAUACUAUUAGUAUUUGUAAUUUUUCUCAAUUCUAACAAUGUAGUUAUGCUACAACUUGCCUAUAGCAUUCAAGGUUGUUUUUGUUCAUUUUUUUAAUACUUGUUCAUUUAGAUUCCUUGAAAACUUAGUACACAUGACUAAAAGGUAAAUUAUGAGCAUCACUGAAAUAUUUUUGUAGACUACUUGUUAUAACAUUGUCUUUCAUGUUAUUGUUUCAUAAUUUUGAUUUUUUAAAUGACUAUUACACAACUAUUUUCAGCCCUUUAAGAUAAACCAUCAAAAAGCAUCACAUAUACACCUCCCAAGAAAUAGAAAAGACUGUAUUUUUAAUAAGAUAUCCAUUUUCCAGAAUUUGUGACUAUAUUAUGCAAAAGGACCAUAAGGAUACCAUUUUCAGUAAGGAGGAGGCAAGGCAAUUACAUAGAUGUACAAAUAUAUGUACAACAGAUUUUGCUUUUUAUUUAUUUAUAAUGUAAUUUUAUAGAAUAAUUCUGGGAUUUGAGAGGAUCUAAAACUAUUUUUCUGUAUAAAUAUUAUUUGCCAAAAGUUUGUUUAUAUUCAGAAGAGUCUGAUUAUGAUGAAUAAAUCUUAAAUGCUUUGUUUAAUUACAAAAACAAAAUCACCAGAAUCCAAGAUGAGAAAAUAUCAAUUCAGUAAAUGCUGUGGUUAAGAGACUGGAUCUCCACUUAUUUUGAGAACAGCAUUUCAUUAUUGGUUUUCAGUAAUUUAACAGCACUUCACCAAAACAUUCACCUCAAUCACUCCACUGACAACACUUCUACUAAAUCUUUCAGUAACACUUACCGAAAGCCCUCAUUCAUUACCUUUCCAUGUAAACAGAAGUCUAAUUUGUAUCAAUUCUAUGUUUCAGUUGUAAUAUUGAGUUCACUCACCCAAUGUGCAACCAAUGAAAUAAAAGAAGCAUUUAAAAAGAA
Sarcophilus harrisii (Tasmanian devil) is the source of this 4833-nucleotide messenger RNA. It is a transcript of the gene MBNL2, whose product is annotated as muscleblind like splicing regulator 2. Gene Ontology annotation, molecular function: metal ion binding. The coding region runs from base 876 to 2033 and encodes 385 amino acids. NCBI's taxonomy places the organism in Eukaryota, Metazoa, Chordata, Mammalia, Dasyuromorphia, Dasyuridae. The transcript has 10 exons. The record is from RefSeq and is a predicted model, not a curated record.